AUGGAGGAAACAGCUUGCAAUUCAUGCUUCCAUGGAAGUAACCGCACAGUAGCUAGUUUUCUGACUCUUGUGUCAUUUUAUUUGCCUCCAAAUCCAAAGGCGUGUUUGGUGAAGGCUGUGGCGGUGAUCGGAAUAGCACAGAAAGAUCUCAUUCAUUCCAUUUUGAAGCGCUUUUGGACACUGCGAACCCUUGAGCGGGAAAAUGUUGAACCUAACGACGCUCCGGAUUCCGAGGUAGGAGUUGGAACAUCCAAGAAGAGUCGCACAACUUCUGCUAAUGGCAAUACUCUGAAGCUUACCUGUGAACUUCUCCGGCUAUUUAUCACAGAGGCUGUUCAACGUGCUGCUGCUGUUGCAGAAGCGGAGGGUGCUAGUGAAAUAGAGCCAACUCAUCUUGAGAUUAUUCUUCCUCAGUUACUAUUAGAUUUCUAAUUCAUUUGAAAUCCUUAUAUGCAAUUUCUACUUCCCCGCAUCAUCAAUUUAGUAGAAAGGACAUUAAGAUUGGUUGGUCUGAAGAUGUCGUAUACAACUAAUUCUUUCCAGGGACAUUUAAAGGGAUGAAAACUGACUAUUGAAGUUGUUCCUUCA
Vigna umbellata (rice bean) is the source of this 588-nucleotide messenger RNA. Lineage: Eukaryota; Viridiplantae; Streptophyta; Magnoliopsida; Fabales; Fabaceae. The record is from RefSeq and is a predicted model, not a curated record.